This is a messenger RNA of Aspergillus puulaauensis, 3825 nucleotides long. RefSeq names its product pentatricopeptide repeat protein. Gene Ontology annotation, molecular function: protein binding. The transcript has a single exon. The coding region runs from base 1 to 3825 and encodes 1274 amino acids. The record is from RefSeq and is a predicted model, not a curated record. NCBI's taxonomy places the organism in Eukaryota, Fungi, Ascomycota, Eurotiomycetes, Eurotiales, Aspergillaceae.
AUGGUCUUCAAGCCGUUUACCCAUAUCGCGCGUCAGAGUUUCACCAAAGCCUUUACUCAUGGCUAUGCUCAAUCGGUAGUCGCGGCAUCGCAGUCAUCCUACGCGUCGUCGACAACACUUAAUCACAUUACCGCCGCUAAUCCGGCGAAAUUCUCCCGUACCACUCAGUUACAACAUGUUUUCCAACCAUCGAGUUCCUCUGGCGCUGGCGCAAAGGCCGGCCACGGCAGCUCGGGCGGCGGAGAUGCUGGGUUAGCCGCGUACUAUGCGGCGUGGCAGCAGGCCCAGCAGACCGGUGAUGACAGUGACUGGAAACAGUUGCAGUUGAAACGGAGAGUCGGCUGGAAACCGCUGACAGAGGAGGAGGAGGCGAGUAAGGAGAAGGAAGAACAAGAGUUGUCCCCGACCGCUCGCGCGGAUCUCAACCGUUCGCCCCAUCUCACCCAGGCCUCUGCCAACGCUGAUGUCGGUGCAAAGGUGGAAGAGGCGGUUGCUCGGGAAAUUCAAAUACAAGAGGAGCAAGCUCAAGCGGAGGAAGCCUCCGACGCGCAGGAUGCUUCUACGACCGAGGCCUUCCCUGAUCUACCAGAUGAUGUUGCCGCUGUUGGGGAUUUUGCGACGGAGGAAUCUCUUCGUGCUUCCGAGCAGGUUGUGCGUCUGGCCUCCGACGAGAAAUUCUCGGACAUUCCCGGCGCUUUUGCAGCACUCCUGCGAGACGGUCUCACCCCGACCGUUGCUGCCUACAAUGCUUUGUUGGACUCGGCCAUCGAACUCCACGAUGAUCGAUCACAGGCGAUCCCGAAGGCACUCGACGUUUACUCGGAUAUGCUUCGUCGCAGGGUAAUUCCCGAUGAACAAACAUACCAGAUGCUCGUUCAGCUGUUCGUGAUGCGUGCCCACGAUGCGAUGAAGGCAAUGGAGGUGCUAGAGCAGGAGAGGGUCCGUUAUGGGGGAAUGGAGGAACCCGGAAAAUUCAUGUUGCACUCAAGUGAGCUUGAAAAAGCCAUCCUUACCGAGGAUGAUUCUCUUGGGAUUGCCAUGAAAUUGUUCGACACCGCCACUUCCCGACAUGCGGAUCUUGUCUUUCCUCUUGACAUUUACCGCUAUCUGAUCACUGCCUGCGCCAACGAGGGUAAUGUGGAAGGAAUGAUCCGCGUGUAUGCGCACAUGGAAUCGCACAAAGUGACCCCUCACGCUUCUAUCUUCCCGUCGAUGAUCGAUGCUUUCGCUUCCUCUGGCGACCUGACAAGUGCCGUGGAGUGCUACAACGAGUACCGAUCACUCGCAGUAUCUGAUGACAAUGGUACAUUCUGUAUCGUUAAGCGCUUGGAUGGCCAGGUUUACGCGGCUUUGAUCAAGGCGUAUAUUUCUUGCGACAAGGAAGAAAAUGCAAUGCGUUUCCUCGAGCGGAUCCGCUCCUCUUUUGACGACGUCACGGAAAGCCGUGAAACACGCCAAGAGGCACUUGAAGCCGUUAUCAUCAAUGAUGCCCUUGUGCAACACGCCCUUGAAUCGGGUGAUCACGCAAAGGCCCUCGAAGAAGCCAAGAACCGGUUGCGCGACGGAGCCUUGGAUCAGGCCAUGUCGCAGAUCUGCAUAGCCGCGGCCGAUUUCGGGAACUCGAAGAUCGCUUCCGAAGCAUACGAUCUUCUUCCUAAGGACGUGGAGACACGGCAGAAGCCUACCAUUUCGAUGUUGGCUCUGCACGUACGCGACGGCAAUGUGUCAUCUGCCCGAUCCCUGUGGCUCAUGUUAAGCACUGUGGGUCAGGCAACUUCGGAUAUGGUACAGCCGACCGUGAUGUAUGCUGUUGCUCUUCUGAAGAGUGGUCGCACUGAUGAGUCUCUCGUUGAGGCGCGGAAUAUGUUUGCCCGUAUUCGCAGCUCCUCCUACAACCCAUCUUCCAACACAAUUCGUGAACAGAUCAACGAGAGCAUUCACCUUUUCAGUCGCGUUCUUGUCCAGGGUGCUACCGUCCUUUCGCCUCAAGCUUCCAUGUCCCUUCUCUGGUUGAUGGUAGAGAAUGGCGGUCUCAUCUCGCCGGUCGUUGAACAUGCUGUCGCCUUCCUUGGGCCUCUUGAGAUUUCCCAGCUCAGUCCUCGCGACCUCGCUCUUGCUUUGCAAGUCCAGGCGGGCAUAUUAGCCAACAACAGCGCUAUCUCUUUCGAUGCUGCCCACCCCAUUCGCUUCUCCCACAUGCUGGACAUUGCUCUGGCAACAGGCCUUGCUAUGGACGCCACUACCGUCAAUCUUGUCGAUCAAGCGGUCAACAAGCUCUUCACUAGCCGACCUGACAUGGUCCACCGAUGGCACAGCUACCUGGGAUUGGCCUCUAGCCCAUCCACCUAUGUCUCUGGGCCUCACACCCCUGUGUCUGAAAUGUCUAGUAUGAGCUCGGCUCCCAGCGAGGACUCUUUCGACCCUUACGCUUAUGCAACCGACUUCAAAGGAUCGGCGAUGAUUGCCGAUGGCCUUGAGAGCACCCACGGUCGGCCCGAGUCUCAUCUCAACGAAGCCCUUAAUAGACUUCGCAACAUGCGACGUGCUGGUCGUCAUCCUCGCUACAUCACCUACGCGAAACUCAUCGCUGCUGCCGCCAAGAGCAACCGCGUCGACCUUGUACAUGAAGUCUUGAGCAUGGCCAGGCGUGAUGUUCCUCUUCUCCCUCAGUACAAAGCUGUCAAAUAUGGAUGGACCUCCAUCCUCGAUGCCAUGGUUGCCGCUUGCUUGACCCUAGGAGACCGUGGGCUUGCCGCCAAGUAUCACCACGAGCUUUCCGAACUUGGCUCUGCCCCAUCUGCCAACACAUUUGGCUUGUACAUCACCACUCUAAAGGAGUCCACCAAAACUUUUGAUGAAGCUACUGAAGCGUUGAAGAUCUUCCACCGUGCUGUCGCGGAGGGUGUGGAGCCAACCUCGUUCCUGUACAACGCUCUCAUUGGCAAGCUCGGCAAGGCCCGUCGUAUUGAUGACUGCCUUCAGUACUUCGCGGAGAUGCGUGCCAACAAUGUUCGCCCUACCAGUGUCACCUAUGGAACCAUCGUCAACGCUCUCUGCCGGGUUAGCGAUGAGCGCUUUGCGGAGGAGAUGUUCGAGGAGAUGGAGUCCAUGCCAAACUACAAGCCUCGCCCUGCUCCCUACAACUCCAUGAUCCAGUACUUCCUGAACACAAAACGCGAUCGCAGCAAGGUCUUGGCUUACUACGAGCGCAUGCUAAGCCGCAACAUCAAGCCGACUAUGCAUACCUACAAGCUCCUUAUCGAUGCGCAUGCCUCUCUGGAGCCCGUGGACAUGGCAGCUGCGGAAAAAGUUCUCGAAACCGUCAAGGCGUCGGGACAGGAGCCAGAAGCUGUUCAUUACGCGUCGCUCAUUCAUGCCAAGGGCUGUGUGAUGCGGGACAUGGAAGCUGCCCACAUUGUGUUCAAGUCUGCCGUCUCAAACCCCAAGGUCCGCGUUCAGCCUUGUCUCUAUCAAGCCCUCCUCGAGUCCAUGGUGGCCAAUCACCAAGUUGCACAAACCGAAGCGAUCGUUGAGAACAUGGCUGAGCGUAGGGUGGAAAUGACCGCCUACAUUGCAAACACCCUCAUCCACGGAUGGGCAGCCGAGGGAAAUGUCGAGAAGGCCAAGACCGUCUACAACAGUGUCGGAAUUGAAAAGCGGGAACCAAGCACGUACGAGGCGAUGACUCGUGCUUUCUUGGCCGCCGACGACCAUGCGAGCGCUUCUCGCACGGUGCAGGAGAUGCUCUCUCGCGGGUAUCCCUCGGCCGUGGCUCACAAGAUUGCUGAUCUUGUGGGCAAUGGUGCAGUCACAGCUACUCUUUAG